AUGGAUCAUACUGCCAUGAACGUUAACCCUAUUGCUAUUGAAGAAAUUGUACCUAGAAAUGGAGAAGGAGAAGUUGGUGAAGUUGUUGUUGUGCCUAAUGGUGAAGAAGGAGAAGCUGGUGCUGUAGAUGGUGAAGGAGGAGAAGUUGGUGUUGUGAAAGAGAAGUCGAUGGGAGAUGAGGAGAAGUUGGUAAAGCGCCACCCGUUGUUGCGCGCUGAAGAUGAGAAAAUCUGGUACGGUGUAUGUUUUGAUGUGGGAACACUUUUAGUGUUUGUUGCCAUACGAUUAUGGUCAAAAGAUGAUGAGCACCACAUCUCGAGUACAAUCGUUCUUCAACUUUUAAGUGUUGGUAUUGAAACAUUGCAUUACAAUUCGGAUUGCAAUUUGGUUUGCAAAGUUUUCAAAGAACCUAAACAUGCAAGACAUUAUAAAGCAAAAGUGGGUUGGAUGAUCGCAACUGCAAUCUUGGGUUCAAUUGUUACGGUUUGUCCUCGUGGUAAUGCUAAUUUCAUGGACAAUUUAUACCAUGAAUUUCUCCCGUUAGAUCCCGCCAAUCCCCUGUUCAACGGUUGGAUCCGUACAGCAACAACUUCACCAACUUCUCCUUCUCCAUUUCCAGGUACAACUUCUUCAAUAGCAUUAUAUGGUGAAGGAGGAGAAGCUGGUGCUGUAGAAGGAGAAGUUGGUGAAAUUGUUACUGUACCUAAUGGUGAAAAGGGAGAAGCGGUUGCUGUAGAUGGGGAAGAAGGAGAAGUAGGUGCUGUAGAUGGUGGUGGAGAAGCUGGUGAAGCCCUGCCCGUUAUUGCUGCUGAAGAUCUCCCUGCUCUGCUGCCAACGAUGUUGGAUGAUUCAUUACGCUUCUUCUGUCCACAAAAGCCGGCAGCCAGUCUCCGGUCGGUUGCAGCUCGGUGGUUGCAUGCCUGGGACUCCGCUUCAAGGUUCGUCAUUCGCUCGCGAAUUGCCUCGUCUUUAAAGCUUGAGCCGGUUCCAUCUCUUCUGACCUGGGACGUCAACAAGUUCCACACUACCUUCUCUCGAGUUUUCCCUUCAGGAGCCUCAGACAGAUCAGUAGCUUCCACUAGCAUACAUGCAGAAUCACCAUUUCGGCUGAACUCAUUGGGAACUAGCAGCUUGGAUUCUCUGGGUACUUAG
Messenger RNA from Fraxinus pennsylvanica, 1152 nucleotides. NCBI's taxonomy places the organism in Eukaryota, Viridiplantae, Streptophyta, Magnoliopsida, Lamiales, Oleaceae. The record is from the annotation of a GenBank genome assembly.